Messenger RNA from Plasmopara halstedii, 225 nucleotides. RefSeq lists its product as uncharacterized. NCBI's taxonomy places the organism in Eukaryota, Oomycota, Peronosporomycetes, Peronosporales, Peronosporaceae. The coding region runs from base 1 to 225 and encodes 74 amino acids. The transcript has 2 exons. The record is from RefSeq and is a predicted model, not a curated record.
AUGGAACUGGAAAUCAGUUUCGUAAAGCUUAUACCGGAGACAGCAGAGCAACUAAAUAUCGUCGUCUGGCUCGGGCCAAUGAACGUCAAGCUGUUGCCUCAAAAUGUCGCUCAAUUCAUGAAUAUUUUGCCACCUCGCAAAAUCACUGACUCAAUCAGAGAAGAUGGAUCGAGCAAUUGCCAUGCUCGAAAAGCAGACUCACAUUGGGCAGAGCCGCGCGUUUAA